Molecule: messenger RNA, 2224 nt
Organism: Abrus precatorius (Indian licorice)
Lineage: Eukaryota; Viridiplantae; Streptophyta; Magnoliopsida; Fabales; Fabaceae
Product: acyl-coenzyme A thioesterase 9, mitochondrial-like
Exons: 5
Coding region: 251-1666 (471 amino acids)
Biological process (GO): acyl-CoA metabolic process
Molecular function (GO): fatty acyl-CoA hydrolase activity
Source: RefSeq, a predicted model, not a curated record
GGCCAAAUCAGCUCAACAAAAAAUCUUUGUCAGGCCUAAUGGACCAGCCUCUGUAUCGGAUCAAACUACAUGGGAAAAGUCGACCAGAGAUCAUCUCCUCGUAUGUGAUUUUCUAGUUAGGUACUCGAUUCAAAGCAUUUCAUAUAACAACGCAAAACUUACGGUAGCUGAUCAUUUCGUUGCUGCCUCCAACUUUGGGGGAAUUAACAAUUAAAACUACCCUCAGAUUUCAGACAACACCAUCAUUUCCAUGCCAUGCAAUGCAAUGCAUCCAAUCAUAAAGCCAAAACGAUGUCUCUUACUGUUCCACAAUCUUUUCAGAUUCAGAAUCACACCCAAUUCUUCUCAUCCAUUCCCAUCACUGCAACAACCGUUGAAACACGUGACCACUGAUUCCACAGACCCAACAACAUCUGUUCCUAUCGAUGCAGGUUCUUCUAACCGCAAACCCGUUUGUUUAUGGCCAGGGAGGUUCCAUUCCCCUGCCAUACACGCUCUAUGGGAAGCCAGAGCCUCCAUUCGUCCCAAUGGCAAUGGUUAUGGCCCCUCAGAUCCCAAAACUCCCUCCCAGAGCAGGACUAGUAUCUUUUACAACUUCUCUUCUGACUACAUACUUCGCGAGCAGUAUAGGAACCCUUGGAAUCACAUUAGGAUGGGCAAGCUCGUUGAGGAUUUUGAUGCUCUAGCUGGAACCAUUGCAUUCAAGCACUGCUGUAAUGAAGAUGGCACAACAAGGCCUCUUCUAUUAGUCACUGCUUCCGUGGACAAGAUGGUUCUUAAGAAACCAAUUCAUAUUGAUGCUGAUUUCACCAUUGUUGGUGCUGUUACCUGGGUUGGCCGGUCAUCCAUGGAGAUUCAACUCGAAUUGACUCAGUCGGCAGGAGGGAAUCCAAAUAUCUCAAACUCAACUGCACUUGUAGCUAACUUCACAUUUGUAGCUCGUGAUGCUGACACCGGAAAGGCAGUGGCAAUUAACCAGAUCUCACCAGAAAGUGAGCAAGAAAGAUUGCUCUGGGAAGAAGCAGAACAGAGGAACAAAUUUAGGAAAAAAAGGAAAGAAGAACAAAAACAUGGAGAGAGUGGAGACACUGCUAGACUCAAUGCACUAUUGGCUGAAGGGCGAAUCUUCAGUGACAUGCCAGCAUUGGCCAACAGAGAGAGCAUUCUGAUGAAAGAUACUUUCCUACAAAACUCUUUUAUCUGCCAGCCACAGCAAAGAAACAUCCAUGGUCGUAUCUUUGGGGGGUUUUUGAUGAGAAGAGCGUUUGAACUUGCCUUUACAACUGCUUAUGCCUUUGCUGGUGCAGCACCUCAUUUCUUAGAAGUUGAUCAUGUUGAUUUCUUUAAACCUGUGGAUGUUGGAAAUUAUCUUCGGCUAAAGUCUUGUGUUCUGUACACGGAACUUGACAAUCUAACUGAGCCCCUGGUGAAUGUGGAAGUUGUUGCACAUGUCACGAAGCCUGAGCUCCGCUCAAGUGAGGUUUCUAACAGAUUCUACUUCACAUUUGGUGUUGAUCCUGAGGCCAUUAAAAAUGGGUUGAGGAUUCGAGAUGUUGUUCCUGGUACAGAAGAGGAAGCACGAAAGGUUCUCGAACGCUUGGAUGCUGAGAACUUGACUUUGGUUAAAAAAGAUGGUAAUCUUCAUGUUAUCAAGGAGAACAAGUAAAUAGAGAAAAGAAAUGUCUGAUAGAAUGUCCGAAGAACUUUCUUGAAUAUACCUGAAGUAUCAUGGGUUAAUGUCCAAUCAAGCACGGAUCCACUUGCAAUUUCUGCAUUAACCGUGAUUUUAAAAUAUGUUCAUUUGCAAUUCCAAGGCAUGCCAUUAGUUGUGGAUUGAACUAGAGAGUGAAUAUGAGUUGCAUGCUUUAUUCUGUUUGAGUUAACAAGAUAGUAGCUUCUCUUGAUUCAGUAGGGGGAUUAGAGACUAACGGCAUUGCCUAAAGGUAACGCAAUGCUCAUAUAUCUGAAAUCAAUAUUAAAAAAUGCCACAUUUUUUGUUCUCAUAUUUUAGCACCUCCAACGAUAAAUAAUGUGUCAGAAACGCCUAAAGUCUUACCACUAGCUAUGAGACAAGUUGUACACUUGCAUAUGAUGCAUUACCACUCGCUGUCGCCAGAAUACACUAAAAUCCAAACUCUAGACAAACCUAUAUUUCACAAUAUCGGAGUCUAGCUAGAUCAGGGAUCUGUUUGAUACUAUUAAGCAAUGAUAUUCAUGCAUUUAC